AUGCCUACUGAAAAUACGUACUCCACUCUGAAGAAGCGUUUGCUUGAAGAAUUUUCAAUUUCCGAGCAAAAAAGGUUGAGAAAACUGCUUCAAGACAUGGAUCUGGGCGAUUUGCGUCCUUCUCAACUCCUGCGUGAGAUGAAAAACUUGGCCGGAACACAAAUGAAUGAACUUGAACUUAGGUCAAUGUGGAUGACGCACUUGCCAGCGAAUAUGCGCGCAAUCAUUUCAGUAAGCAGCGAACCUCUGGAUAAAAUCGCUGUUAUGGCAGAUAAGAUCGCCGAAGUGAAUGACGCUUGUUCUAUUCAAGAAAUUCGUUUACCCACAACCUCCAGGGUAAGUGAUGUUUCUCUUCCCCAACAGAUAUCACAGUUAUCGAUGGAAGUGGCCGAGUUAAGGGCUGAACUCAGACGUUCUCGCAGCCGUGCAACUUCAAGACACCGUAGUCGAAGAAACAGUGUUGACCGUGACGACGAAGGUCUCUGCUGGUAUCAUUGCAAGUUUGGUCGUAGCGCCAAAAAAUGCAAAGAACCAUGCAGCAAAAACUUAAACUAG
Molecule: messenger RNA, 555 nt
Organism: Teleopsis dalmanni
Lineage: Eukaryota; Metazoa; Arthropoda; Insecta; Diptera; Diopsidae
Exons: 1
Coding region: 1-555 (184 amino acids)
Source: RefSeq, a predicted model, not a curated record